UACGUAAUCCUUAACACCACACGAAAACUCGUGUACCUCUAAUUCGUUAGUUUAAAUUUUUUACUUCCAAAAGAAAAUGAAUUUAUCUAAACCUUCCUCUUCCUCUUCUGCUGCCGACGCCCCUGGUUUACUUUAUGCUGGCUUUAACCAAGACUUUGGUUGUUUUGCAACAGGGCUAGAUAGUGGGUUCAGAAUUUAUAAUUGUGAUCCUUUAAAAGAAAAAAUGCGAAAAGAUUUCGAAGACGGUGGAAUAUCGAUCGUCGAAAUGUUAUUUCGCUGUAACUAUCUUGCGCUUGUAGGCGGAGGGAAAAACCCAAAAUAUCCACCAAACAAAGUGAUCAUAUGGGAUGAUUUGAAAAGUAAAGGAAUUGUUGAGUUGGAGUUUCGAAGUGAAGUGAAGAAUGUCAAAUUGAGGAGGGAUAGGAUCGUCGUUGUUCUUGCCAACAAAGUUUUCGUUUACGUUUUCAGUGCUAAUCCUCUAAAACUCCAUACCUUUGAGACGAUCGAUAAUGAUAAAGGUUUGGUUGCUCUUUCUUCGUCACAAAAUCAUGCCAUAUUAGCGUUUCCUGGUCGACAAAAGGGUCAUAUUCAAAUCGUAGACCUCAAUACCUUCCAUGCAAGCACGGCUGUUACAAGUAAUAAUAGCAACACCCUUCCUACACACUCAUCAUCAACAACUUCCUCAUUUCCACAUCAUAGACAUUCUUUUUCAUCGUCAAGUCAUAAUGAUCACCAGUUUCCAAAUAUGGAUAGGCGACCAAGUAUGUCCAACACUGGAAAGAUAAAAAAUUCUAACUCAAUAAAUUCAAGCGGGAGCACAACGGUGAUGACGACAAAUGUCAGUAUUAUUCCUGCGCAUUCUGGAAAAUUAAGUUGUUUAUCAGUGAACUCGGAUGGAAGUAAAUGCGCUAGCGCCAGUGAAAAGGGUACACUUAUAAGGGUUUUUGAUACUUCAUCUGGCAAAUUAUUAAAUGAAUUACGAAGAGGUGUAGAUCGUGCGGAAAUAUAUAGUAUCGCGUUUGACCAAAGUUCUACGCGUCUUUGUGUAUCUUCGGACAAAGGCACAGUACACAUCUUUAAUUUAGAUGCCAUUUUAGGGAAUGGUGCAAGUCAUUCACCUAAUAAUGGAUCAUAUUAUGCAGAAAAAGUAAUCAAUUCUUUUUAUAGUAAUCCAAUGUUAUCACCAUCACCAAGCGGAAAUCGUCAGUCAAGUUUUUCGUUUAUGAAAGAUUUACUUCCAAAAUAUUUUUCGUCAGAAUGGUCUUUUGCGCAUUUUAAAGUUAUAGCGGAUUGCCGAUGUAUUUGUGGAUUCGGUCAAGAAGUUAACACCAUUAUUGUUAUAUGUGCAGAUGGAAGUUGUUAUAAAUUUCUCUUUGAUCCUCGCAAAGGUGGAGAAUGUGUACGAGAACAUUAUACAAGAUUUUUAAAAGACCUGGAUGAAUAGAAAAAUAGAACAAAAAACAACAAAUUCAUAAUAUUAAAUUGGUUCAUUAUAUUUUAUUUAAUUAUCAAACCUAUUAACUAUAUUGGGAUUUAAUGGACCAUAAAAUUACCCUGAUGAAUUUACGCAAUUACCUUGAAUUAUAUUAGGUUUAUUUCGUAUUUCCUGGAUUAUUAUUUUAAUAUAUAAUGGUGCAUGAGAUGAGAUUGGAUUUUAGUUUUUCACUUUAUUUUAUGCUUAGCUUAUUUAUCAUUAUUUUUUACGAAAAAAAAAUAAUGACUUUUUUUAUUUGUUUAUAUAAUGUAUAUUUAUAUAUAAUGUGUAUUUAUGUGCAUUCUUUUAGUAAAAAAAUUAUCCAUCAACUGGAUGAUAAAUUUAUUGUUAUUUUAU
Rhizophagus irregularis DAOM 181602=DAOM 197198 is the source of this 1831-nucleotide messenger RNA. NCBI's taxonomy places the organism in Eukaryota, Fungi, Glomeromycota, Glomeromycetes, Glomerales, Glomeraceae. The record is from RefSeq and is a predicted model, not a curated record.